AAAACACUAACAUAAUAUUAUUUAUUCACUUAGCACUUAAUAAUAGGAAGGCAGUAGGACCCUGUUAGUUGCUGGUUUCAUCUUGACCACAAGUUGCUGUCAGUAUUAACUUCCGCUUCAGACUUUUCUUUUUGACACGAUGCAUGGAAACCACACACUUUGCUUCUGCCCAGUGGCCGUACUAAAAUGAAGUGUAGCUGAUGUGACCAUAUUAAUUACUGUCUCUAAAGAUGGAGCAGAGAGAGAUUAUACUGCGCUAUGUCGAAGGUUAUCAGAAAAAGAAAGAGAGAUCGGAAGAGUUUGCCAGUGACUUUAUGAAUCUAAAAAGACAGUCUGCAAAGCACAAAGCCGACAACAACUAUUCUACCAAAUCUGCAGAAAAACCUGAAAACUUUAAGAAGAAUCGGUAUAAAGAUAUACUUCCCUUUGAACACAGUCGCGUGGAACUGUCAUUGAUCACAUCAGAUGAAGAUACAGAUUAUAUUAAUGCCAACUUUAUCAAGGGUGUCUACUACCCCAGGGCCUAUAUUGCUACUCAAGGACCUCUUCCAAACACUCUUGUUGACUUCUGGAGAAUGAUUUGGGAAUACAAAAUUGAGGUUGUUGUCAUUGCUUGCAUGGAGUUUGAAAUGGGAAAGAAAAAGUGUGAGCGCUACUGGGUGGAGUUAGGCUCUGAAGCACUGCAGUGCGGCCCUUUCUCGAUUACAUGCUGUAAUGAGAUGAAAAAGACAGAAUACACAAUCAGGGUUUUAAAAGCUGCAUAUGGAAAAGAAAAUCGAAUUAUUUAUCAAUUUCACUAUAAGAAAUGGCCUGAUCAUGAUGUCCCAUCUUCUGUGGAGCAUAUUUUGGACUUCAUAAAUGACUUCCGACAGAUCCAGAAGGAUGACAGUCCACCAAUAUGUGUCCAUUGCAGUGCUGGGUGUGGAAGAACUGGAGUUAUUUGUGCAAUUGAUUAUAUCUGGAGACUUCUGAAAGACAAGAUUAUUCCAAUGAACUUCAGUAUUUAUAGUAUUAUUCAAGAAAUGAGAACUAUGAGGUCUUCACUAGUCCAGACCAAGGAGCAGUAUGAGCUUGUCUACAAUGCAGUGAUCAAUCUUUUCCAAAAUGAACUUGAAAUGAUCAGUGGAACAGGGGAUUCUUCUGGAGCAGUUGGUAGUGAGAAUAUUUCAAAGGGUUUUGAGAAAAAGCAUGCAGAAAACCAAAGCCUACACUUUGGUUUAACCGAGAAAGACAGCGACAGACCUCUCAGAGAUGAUCUUUUGGAAUGUACUAGGAGCCAGCCUUCUGCUAUGUGCAACCAACACUUUCUAACUACUAACAAUAUGGAGCUGACAAAAAUAUCUGGAGCUUGUGAAAUCUCAGAGCUUAGUAGUUCUCUUACCCAACCAAUACCUCAGUGUAAUUCGGCUGUACCUCUUUCAUUUCUAAGUGAAGAACUACAGAAGAAAGAAAAUAAUGAAUCUUGCAUUGUCAGUUAUAAUAACCAAAGGCCAAAUGCUUUAGUCAGAAGAACCUUUUCUGGACACCAGUUAUUAACAAGAACCAAAUCUACUCCAUUUGAGCUGCUACAGCAGAGGCAUUCCCACAUACCUCAUCAGGUUUCUGAGCUAUUUGUUGGAGGUGUAGAUAAAUUUAGCAAUAUUGGAUCUCAUGUUAGAGAUACACAUUUACAUUGUAAUAAUGGCAGUUCACCCAUUACUGGUUCUCUAGGUAAUAUUUCUAUUGCCCCCAGCAUUAACAAUACGUAUAUUCGGCUAUCUGAAGAUCCCUAUUUUUCUCCAUCAUCAUCAUCUGAUUUGGACUCACCAAAGUUUGCUGAUUUCUGUGUAGAAGCCUCAUGCCCUGAACUGUUGAAAACAGCAAUAACAAAUAAAAGAAGCAUAGAAACACCAUUAACUCAAACACCAAUUCUCUCCAAUCAAACUAAACCUCUUGGUGUUGAGGUUGGAUUUGAUUCACAUUUUUCUCAUGGAAAUAUUCCACUCUGCAAAGAUGCAGUUUCUACCUGUCCUGAUAAAGAGAUCCCUCCUCCACUGCCAGAGCGAACCCCUGAAUCCUAUAUAGUAGAUACCGAAACAGAGAGUCUAUGCUGUCAACAACCAGAUCAAAGUACUGCUAUUCCACCCUCAGCUAGCCUCUUGAUUCCACCAAAGAACAUUUCAAUAAUUGUGGAGCAAUCUGACACAGUUCUGAUGGAGACUUCAGGUAACGUCAUAUUGCCCAGACCAGAUCAAAGUACUGCUAUUCCACCUUCAGCUAGCCUCUUGAUUCCGCCAAAGAACAUUUCGUUAAUUGUGGAGCAAUCUGACAUAGUUCUGAUGGAGACUUCAGCAGAAACAUGUGAGCUUCAUCCUACACUUGUUCCUGCUGCCAGGAGUACAAAAAUAGGGACUUCACAAGAAUGGAGUGGCAGGGCCCAAUAUAAAGAUGAUGGACUUAAAUUUAUGACACGCAGCAAGAGUGUAAAAGUGAGGAGCUUCAGAAUGACUGAAUCUAUGGAUAAGACACCUUCACCACCACCACUGCCAGAAAGAACAGAAGAUUCUUUUAUCAUUUUGGAAGAGGGAAAUGCCCUACAGAGUUGCAAUUAUAAUACUGAAGUUCCCUGUCCUUUGCCAUCUGUGAGCUCAGAAAGCAAUGACUUGUCCUCAUCCAACCCAGAAAAACAGAUAACUAGGAGAAAGAGCUUGAAAAUUUUGAGGAAUGUAAAAAAAAAUGUAGGCAAUUCAGUUAAUCCAUCAGAAUCUUCUCAUUCCAAAAGUCCCCUGUCAUUUCUCAGCUUUGGUUUUGGAAAUCGAUUUGCUAAACCAAAAGGACCAAGAAACCCUCCUGCAACAUGGAACUUAUGAUUAUCUUCGAUUUACCUGCUGUCUUAAGUUCCUGCCAAUACACAAAAUUUUUAAAUGACAAAGCAUUAAGCAAUGCAUCUAUCCUCCUUCCAUUCCCUUGCCAUCAGCAGAGCUGGUGUGUAGACAGAUAAAAAGGCUCAGAUUCUGUCCUCUCUACAGAGUUACAAAAGUCUAGAGUAAAUGAAGUAAAUUCAUUGGGUUGAAUUGAUUAAAUAUGUUUUCCUUCUACAAAUCCUCUAAAGAACCAAGUAGAUGGAUUUAAAAAUGGCCAUACACAGGCUGACCCAUACAGUACUCUGACUGAUAAGCCAUAGGGCUGAACAGACAAAUACAAGGGCUACCUGUGUUAAUCCAUUUAUUUGCACCUGCCUCCAGAACAACUGGAGUUUUCUUCAGAAGCAUUGAUCCUCUACCCUCUAGGAUUGCAGGAUUAUUCAUCUGAACGGUCACCCAACUGGCCAUAUGUCCCAGAUGGUUAGCCAGUAUGGACAAAACCUACCUAAUGCAAUCUGGGCAUGUAUUGUCAGCUUAAUGGUACCAUGAAAUCUUUCUCCAGUUUCCCCUGUUCUGCACUAUUUACUACAACACAUAUUUUAUUUAGUUUGUUUUUCAAUAUGAACAAUACAUUGUCAAUACAAGCCCUAUUAGAUCAUGCUAAGCACAGGUGUACAUUGCCAAUUUAAAGUGAUACUGACACAUAAAACUUGUUUUUAAAAUAUGAAUCUACAUAAAAAGUUACCUAUAGGCCAUGUUGAUCAUGUUUUGCUGAUAGGACUGCUUUUGUAAGUAAUUUCUACUUGAAGUUCCUAAACCUGACUGUCCCAUCUCAGCCUGUCAGUUAUAGCUUCUAAUGCUUAUAGACUCCUGCUGCACAAAUAUGGCCACCCCCUCAUAGAGGAUCAUAGGAAUCAGAUAGGUAAUUUGAAAGCAGUAGACAAAUACUUUUAUGGCAACAUUAUAAAUAGCAUGCAAAGCCAAUGUUAUGAUAGAUGUAAAUUUCUGGUGUCAGUAUCUCUUUAAGAAAUUUUUUAUAUUUUUCUUUUUUUAUUUUAGAUUAUCAAUGUUUGUUUUGUUUACAAUGUUUAAACAGUAUUAAAUAUUUAA
This is a messenger RNA of Xenopus tropicalis (tropical clawed frog), 3953 nucleotides long. RefSeq names its product protein tyrosine phosphatase non-receptor type 22 (gene ptpn22). Lineage: Eukaryota; Metazoa; Chordata; Amphibia; Anura; Pipidae. The transcript has 23 exons. Gene Ontology annotation, molecular function: protein tyrosine/serine/threonine phosphatase activity; hydrolase activity; protein tyrosine phosphatase activity. The record is from RefSeq and is a predicted model, not a curated record. Gene Ontology annotation, cellular component: cytoplasm. The coding region runs from base 231 to 2849 and encodes 872 amino acids.